AUGCCAGCAACGUGCCCGUUUCUGCUCCAUCCAUUCAGCCUCCUGCUCCUGCUGGGGCCGCAUCUCUUUGUGGGAUCUUUCUCCCUCGGCUCCCCCUCCUCUGCUUCGCCCACCGGUCGCUCCUCGUUAGCUACUGCGGGGCCUCGGGGAGUCGCGUCGAUCCAGGGGGGGUCCACUUUUCUUGCGGCUUCCUCGCUACUUCCUAGGGAGAAAGGAAGCCCACAGCCUUCCGCGGCAUCUGUCAGCGUUUGGGAUCCGGCAACAGAGCGAGACAGCAGCAGCGACAGCCCGGCCAUUAUGACCAGACAAAAGGAUGCAGAAAGUCCAAACACAAAAGCAAAGAUUUCCAGUUCUUAUAUACACAGUCUAGAUCCUGUCAGUACAUCUGGAAGUGAUAAAAUAAGGACGUUGUGGACCAACUUAACUUCUGCAUCUGCAUCUGUAACAGGAAGUGCCACAUCUUAUACCAAAAUAAUCAGAUCUGUGAAUGUAGUACAGCACUUGUCUCAAAUGAUACAGACCAAGAGAGCAAGUGCCUCACCAAAUAUGGUGGGUAUUGCUGAAUCAGAAUCAGUGACUUUGAGGAAGUAUUUUCCCAAGACACCAAAUUCUUCAUUUCUGGAGAAAAAGCAUUCAGAUACUGAUCAGCUAGUGUCCAGCACAGAGAGAAGAAUUUCCAAUUCUGAUAUGGAGAAUAUGACAAUUCUGAGCAUAUCUAAUAGAGGUGAGGAAAAGAUACUACGAACUCUCAGAGGCAGCAGCAGUUCUCAAAGUCCACGUUCUGUAUCCACAAUCUCUAACCUUGAAAUGUCCAGCAAUGGGGAGAAGAUAUUACGAACUCUCAGAGGCAGUAGAAGUUCUCAAGAUCCACGUUCUGUAUCCACAAUCUCUAACCUUGAAAUGUCCAGCAAUGGGGAGAAGAUAUUACGAACUCUCAGAGGCAGUAGCAGUUCUCAAAGUCCACGUUCUGUAUCUUCAGUCUCUAGCCUUGAAAUGUCCAGCAAUGGGGAGGAGAAAUUACGAACUCGCAGAGGCAGUAGAAGUUCUCAAGAUCCACGUUCUGUAUCCACAAUCUCUAGCCUUGAAAUGUCCAGCAAUGGGGAGAAGAUAUUACGAACUCUCAGAGGCAGUAGAAGUUCUCAAGAUCCACGUUCUGUAUCCACAAUCUCUAACCUUGAAAUGUCCAGCAAUGGGGAGAAGAUAUUACGAACUCUCAGAGGCAGUAGCAGUUCUCAAAGUCCACGUUCUGUAUCUUCAGUCUCUAGCCUUGAAAUGUCCAGCAAUGGGGAGGAGAAAUUACGAACUCGCAGAGGCAGUAGAAGUUCUCAAGAUCCACGUUCUGUAUCCACAAUCUCUAGCCUUGAAAUGUCCAGCAAUGGGGAGAAGAUAUUACGAACUCUCAGAGGCAGUAGCAGUUCUCAAAGUCCACGUUCUGUAUCUUCAGUCUCUAGCCUUGAAAUGUCCAGCAAUGGGGAGGAGAAAUUACGAACUCGCAGAGACAGCAGCAGUUCUCAAGAUCCACGUUCUGUAUCCACAAUCUCUAGCCUUGAAAUGUCCAGCAAUGGGGAGGAGAAAUUACGAACUCGCAGAGGCAGCAGCAGUUCUCAAGAUCCACGUUCUGUAUCCACAAUCUCUAACCUUGAAAUGUCCAGCAAUGGGGAGGAGAAAUUACGAACUCUCAGAGGCAGUAGCAGUUCUCAAAGUCCACGUUCUGUAUCUUCAGUCUCUAGCCUUGAAAUGUCCAGCAAUGGGGAGGAGAAAUUACGAACUCGCAGAGACAGCAGCAGUUCUCAAGAUCCACGUUCUGUAUCCACAAUCUCUAGCCUUGAAAUGUCCAGCAAUGGGGAGGAGAAAUUACGAACUCUCAGAGGCAGUAGAAGUUCUCAAGAUCCACGUUCUGUAUCCACAAUCUCUAACCUUGAAAUGUCCAGCAAUGGGGAGGAGAAAUUACGAACUCGCAGAGGCAGCAGCAGUUCUCAAGAUCCACGUUCUGUAUCCACAAUCUCUAGCCUUGAAAUGUCCAGCAAUGGGGAGGAGAAAUUACGAACUCUCAGAGACAGCAGCAGUUCUCAAGAUCCCCAUUCUGCACUUGGAGUCUCCAAAAUGUCCAGCAAUGGGGAGAAGAUAUUACGAACUCUCAGAGGCAGUAGCAGUUCUCAAAGUCCACGUUCUGUAUCUUCAGUCUCUAGCCUUGAAAUGUCCAGCAAUGGGGAGGAGAAAUUACGAACUCUCAGAGGCAGUAGAAGUUCUCAAGAUCCACGUUCUGUAUCCACAAUCUCUAACCUUGAAAUGUCCAGCAAUGGGGAGGAGAAAUUACGAACUCGCAGAGGCAGCAGCAGUUCUCAAGAUCCACGUUCUGUAUCCACAAUCUCUAGCCUUGAAAUGUCCAGCAAUAGGGAGGAGAAAUUACGAACUCGCAGAGGCAGCAGCAGUUCUCAAGAUCCACGUUCUGUAUCCACAAUCUCUAACCUUGAAAUGUCCAGCAAUGGGGAGGAGAAGUUACAAACUCGCAGAGGCAGCAGCAGUUCUCAAGAUCCACGUUCUGUAUCCACAAUCUCUAACCUUGAAAUGUCCAGCAAUGGGGAGGAGAAAUUACAAACUCUCAGAGACAGCAGCAGUUCUCAAGAUCCACAUUCUGUAUCCACAAUCUCUAGCCUUGAAAUGUCCAGCAAUGGGGAGGAGAAAUUACGAACUCUCAGAGGCAGUAGAAGUUCUCAAGAUCCACGUUCUGUAUCCACAGUCUCUAUCCUUGAAAUUCCCAGCAACAGAGAGGAGAAAUUACGAACUCUCAGAGACAGCAGCAGUUCUCAAGAUCCCCAUUCUGCACUUGGAGUCUCCAAAAUGUCCAGCAAUGGGGAGAAGAUAUUACGAACUCUCGGAGGCAGUAGCAGUUCUCAAAGUCCACGUUCUGUAUCUUCAGUCUCUAGCCUUGAAAUGUCUAGCUCUUCAGGCCUCCGUGGUUCUUCUUACGUGGUAGUUCCUGCAGAUUCCAGACAAAUGGAUUUGUCAGCACUGGACACUGAUAAAAGUGAAGCAACAGAUACACAUUCUCAGUCUCCUUCAGCAACUACAGCUGUAGAAGGCAGAGAUUGGAAGGACAGCAGAUCAAACAGAGAGAGAAAAAUGUCCAGUUCUUACAUGGACAGUGUAUCUGUCAGAGAUGAAGAGAAGUCCCAGAAUGUGACACAAACAUUCAUCACCGCUAAUACUUUCAGUUCUUCAAAGCUUUCAGUGAGGCCAGAACAGACUGGAGAAAUGCGUUUGUCGGGCACAGACUUUGUUUUCACUGAAGAGGCAUUUAUACUUUCUCAGGCUACUACAGAACAGAAUGGUCAGCAACAGAGCAGCUCUGAGACAGAGAGCAUUGCUUCUAACUUUUAUACACAGAGCAGAUCUGACAGAAGUGGAGAGAGGAUGUUACAAACUCUACGGCACACCAGUAGUUCCCACCAUCCGCAGUCAAUAUCCACAGCUACUCACAGUGAAAUACCCAGAAGUUCAGGUCUUACUGAUUCUUCUUAUGUGUUAACUCCGGUUCAAACCAGACAAAGAGAUUUGUCACCUGGAUUCACCCAUUUCAUGGAAACAGCAAGUACACAUCCUUGGGAUUCCUCACAAACAACAGCUGCAGAAGACAGCAGUCGCCUGAGGAGCUCUUUGAUUAAAGAGAAAAUUUUCAGUUCCCAGACAGCCGGUGUGUCUGUUUCAAGUCUAUCAAAAAGAGGUGAAGAGAGUACACUACGAACUGUAAGGGAUGUCAGCAGUUCUGAAAGUGACACGCAAACGUCCACUGUUGCCAAUACUACCAUCUCCAGCAGUUCAGAUUUUGUUCAUUCUUUUCAUAUGAAAAGUCCAGGACAGACUGACCAAGAUUUGUCACCUGGGGACACUGAUUUCACUGAAGGAAUGCUUAUACUUUCCCAGGCUCCUUCAGAAACAACAGUUGAAGAAGAGAAUGGUCAGUCACACAGCAGCUCAAGUACAGGGCCCAUUUUGUCUACUUACCACCUGAACAGCUCCUCCAUUUCAUAUCUAUCUGACUUGGAUGGGGAGAGGACCGUACGAACUCUGAGAGAUGUCAGCAGUGCUCACAAUGUAACACAAGGAUCCAUAGCCUGGCACAAUAAAACCUCCAGUUCUUCAGGCCUCACUGAUUCUUCAUACCUGUUAACUCCAAUAGAAACAGAUUUAACUCCUCAGAUGACUGAUUUCACUGAAGGAACAAGUACACAUUUGCAAGCUUCUUCAGAAAAAACAGAGAGCAGUGAUCAGUCAAGCAGCAUUUCAAAUACAGAGACCAGAAUUUCCCAUUCUGAGCAGGACAGCGCAUCUAUUUCAAGUUUAUUAGACAGAGAUGAUGAGACCACACUACAAACUUUAAGAGAGGUCAAGGAUGUUCAUAAUGUAACCCAAAUAUCCAUUACUGUGAAUGCUAACAUCACCAGCUCAUUCAAUAUUGCUGAUGCUUCUUCUUAUACAAUGACUCCAAAACAUACCAGACAAAUGAAUUCAUCAUCUGGGGACCAUGAUUUCACUGAAGAAGCACUUACACAUUCUGAGGUUCCAUCAGAAACAACAGAUACCAGGAGUAGGCACCAUGCCUUGAGCAACUUCAAUAUAGAAAAGAGGGCCACUCAGACUGAGGGUAUGUUCUCUACUACUGUAGUCAAAGAUGAGACAUUUGCAUCUUUAACCAAUCAGAGCAGAUCCACAGAUGCAACAGAGCUGUCAUCGUUUGAUCUGAAAAAUACUGGUUCUUCUGUUAUAAUCCAGACCUCAUCUGCUACAUUGCAAAGUAGAAAAGAAAAUUCCCCCUCUACUGGAAUGGAUUUCACAGAAACCCUAGAACAGUCUUUACUUACUACUUCAUCAAAAGCUUCAGGUUAUUCAUCUUCUACAAAAGAUUUUUCAAGCUCUGCAAACCAUUUUCAAAAGAUUAAGGGAUCAGAUGUGGGAAGAAGAUUUUCUAUUGCUUCUACAGAUAGUGUCUAUCUAUCAACCACAUUUGUACAUGGGGCAGAAAGGACUUUAAGAUCCCUACCGGAUAUCAGCACAUCCAAUGAUGCAGAAGAUAACAACACUUACAAUUCCCAAACUUCCAAAUCUUCAGGUGGAAGCUUGACCUUGACUUCUGUGACUGAAACAGAAAAGCAUAAUAUCUCAUUAAGUGAAGGGCAAUCUACUGGGCCCUUUACUGAGUACUCACUGGAAUAUUCCUCUGUUGUUCCUACAUCCUUGUCACCAAAUGAUUCAUCAACUAAUGGAAGCAAUCAUAAUUCAACUAGUGGGCCAAGGGUUUUGCAAUCUUACACAGCCAGCAUUGACAGUUCAGCACCAUUCAGUGAAGGGGAAGAGCAAACUACACAACCUACAAUUAACACUACAGUGACUGAAGAGACUGAAAGUAUCUCGUUAUCUAUCGAAAAUUUUGACAGCUCAAGAUCAAAACCUUCCUCAUCCAAGACGUACUCUAGAAUGACAGAUUUAGCUGUAAAAGUUUUGGAUAUCUCUCCAUCUUCAACUGAGGCUUUCCAAAUUCUUAGUUCAUCAACCUAUUCUUCCUUCAAAAGUGAACUUUCAGACACUGGAACAGAUUACCAACCAAUGAGUAGUACUGACUUUGGAAAACAGACCUCUGUUUCUCAUACUGACAGCACAUACACCUUAACGACCUCUGCCAGGGGAGGAGAAAGGACACUGCUGUCUCUUCCAAACAACAGCACACCACCUGACUCCUCAGGAAGUUCCACUUACUCGGCAGAAAUAUCUAACCCUUCCAAGUCAUUUUCAAGCGAGAUGGAUUUUUCUGAAAAUUCAACAGAACCUUUGGCAGUCCAUUCCCUGAAAACAUCAGAAUAUUCUUCUACAGUGAGUGAACCACAUACAACUCAGUUUUACUCAGAAUCAGAAUCUGCUUCCACUGGCAGCUUGUCAUUUUCAUCUUCCUCUACAAUACUGUCAGAGCAGGAUUCACUUCCACCAGCUCAGCCAUCAACUUUGUUUUCCUCAGCCAAGUCCUCUGUUCCAUCCUCUUCUUCUGCUUUCCUGUUACCAUUAUCAUCAUCUCCACCAACAUCUCUAAUGACAUUUUCACCCAUGCUGUCAUCAACAGAACCACCCACAUUGCCUUUCUUUCCCUCUCUGUUGCCUUCACUUUCUUCAACACCUUCAUUGUUACAGCCUAGUGGAAGUCUUGAAACCAGUGUUUCUAUGGCUGAGCCUGAAGGAACAACUGGAGCAGAACUACACAUGACAGGAAGUUCCCAUGGUGAAUACAACCGCCAGACUACAGGGUAUCCACUGGAGAACAGCACCAUUCUGAUGGCAACUGGGACUUUUCCUCUGAAUGAAAUUUCGAAACAGCCUGCCAACCAUUCUUCUUCAGGAACCACCUCCCAAGAGGAAACAAAGGGACAGACACUUACUCUCCCAGGAAUCAGUACUGAAAAUGUACCCAUUAUGACUACCUCUCCACCAUAUUUGCAGGAAAUGACCACUGUUUCUGAGGCAGCAAAAGCAACAGUGGCUACGCUGUUGCACACAAACCCUCAAAAGGAUACUUUCCAUUCAUCAACAGUAACAGUGGGUGAAAAAAUUACAAAAAUAACACACACACCUGGAAGAUUGCCUACUUCAGCAUCAACCAUGAACUAUUUGUUCACUACAAAGGUUCAGUUGCCCUCUCCUACCAAAAUAUCUUAUUCCACUGGAAUACCCACAAAAAUGAUGGAAAAGAGCAGUACAACUACUGUGAAAACCACAGUGCCAAGGAUUGUUAUUACCUCUUCUCCCUACACCUUAACUUCUCACAAAACCUUUCAAUCUUUUCCUGCUUCCCUGGUUCCCCCCAGACCAACCACAACUGUGGGUCCAGGAAGCCCGAAAAUAUCGCCAACUCCCUAUGGAAAAGAUGUAGAUGGAUGUUUGUCUAAUCCUUGCCCAACUUUGGCCACAUGCACCAAUAUACAAGGUUCAUUCCAAUGCAUUUGUUCCUUGGGCUAUCAGAUGGGAAAAGGAAAGUGCAAUUUGGUAAGGACCUUUGUUGGCCAGUUUCCACUAACUGGAGGGACAUACUCAGAGCUACAUCAAAUUGAAGGAGUUAUCAUAAACUUGCUGAACGAAUCUCUUUCAACAUUGCCUGGUUAUUAUACUUCAACUGUUAAAGCCUUAAGGCAGGAAGGUACUGUUCAAAUAUCCAUCCUGAGCACCUUUUCCAUGGCCUCCAAUGUCACCUUUUCUGAAGUAAUCAGCACAGUGCAAAGCCAUAUCCGAGCCUGCAAAACUCCCACACAGUCCUGCCAAUUCUUCUCUAACCUGACACAGCUCUAUAGAGUUGGUGGUCUAUGUAAACAUAAAGAUCCGGAAUGUGACAAAGGGACUUCUGUGUGUGUAGACUUGGAUGGCAUUGCAGUUUGCCAGUGCAAACCUGGGUAUUUCAAAUAUAACAAACUGGAUCAUUCGUGCAGAGCAUGUGAAGAUGGGUAUAAACUUGAGAAUGACACUUGUGUGAGCUGUCCAUUUGGAUUGGGAGGAUUCAACUGUAGGAAUCCAUACCAGCUUAUCGCCAUCGUGAUUGCAGCAGCAGGAGGCGGCCUUCUGCUCAUCAUGGGAAUCGCUCUCAUAGUCACAUGCUGCCAAAAGAAUAAAAAUGAUAUAAGCAAACUCAUCUUCAAAAGUGGAGACUUUCAGAUGUCACCAUAUGCUGAAUAUCCCAAAAAUCCUCGUGUUCAAGACUGGAGCAGAGAAACCAUUGAAAUGCAAGAGAAUGGGAGUACUAAAAACCUAUUACAGAUGACGGAUGUUUACUACAUGCCAACUAAUCUAAGGAAUCCUGAACUAGAAAGAAAUGGAGUCUAUCCCCCCUACACAGGUCUUCCAGGAUCUCGACACUCCUGUAUCUACCCUGGACAAUAUAAUCCAUCCUUCAUUUGUGAUGACAGCAGAAGAAGAGAUUAUUUUUAAUGCAAGUGAAAAGGCAGCUGGAAGACAAAUGGAACCUUUGUAUGUAGUGUGUUUCCUGAGUAUGCAGUCACCAGACAACUCAAAUGUUGUCACAACUGUCUUUGGAAAGGGAUUUUGAACCUGUGGAAAACCUCAGACAGAGCUGCCCACAAGGAGCCAUCUCUAGCUAUUGCUGAACAACCAAAAGAAGGCAGGUGUGAAAAGCAAGUCCAUAUGGCUAGGUGUCAGAAAGACAAGGGAGAAGCUCAUUCUGCAUAUUUUCCUCACCACUAAUUGUGUCACAUAAAGUGAACAUAAUAAUAGAUCAUGAAAGCAAAACUAACAAACACUGUGGAUGACACGCUAAAUCUGAUGCCAUUAGGGUGUAUUGUGUUUACAGAUAGUAUCUAGUGCGCUAGGUUGAUAUUGCCCACUUUUUAUGCAAAGCUGGCUUGAAUGAAUGUUAUAGAAAGAGACCUUCCUCUAUUGUCAAGUGUCUACUAGGAGGUACUCACAGCAUGUUGCUCACCAAGUGGUGGAGAUGGGUACGUGAACAUGGCCUAGAAAUAUGGGAUCCUCAUGCAGAAUCCAAGGUGGGGCUUUAUCCCUUUCCAGAAAUAAAAAAUUCCCCCAUGAUCUGUCCUAUAAUUUGGUUAUUGCCCUUAGCCGUUUUUCCCUAUGCACUGCGGGCCAGUUACAAACAGUUAUAUCCUUGCAUAGUUAUGUUCUGUGGAUUUUUUUCACACCUGCAGAAUUGCUCCUACAUCAUUUCACAAUAUAAAGAUUGUGGUAAUGCGUAAAAUGUACAAUCAGGAAAUAAUGCAAGAUAGCUUAAUGUCAUAUAUUACUUAAUGUAAUUGCUCAUAGAUUUCUUUAUAACAUUUCCUGAUUUAAAAAAAAAAAACCCUUCGGGGAACUUUGAUAUCUGUUCUAAACACGUGCUAUUCUGAAAAGAGAUCUUUGUCAAGGUGUGGCAAGUUGUCAGGAAUGGUUCAGUGAAAUUUGAGCUUGACCAUGAAUGACCAUGAAUGGUGAGAAACUGGAUGUGCAGAUAUACAUUUGCAUUAGAACAGUACAGAACGUCAGCAAAUUGAACCGAGGACCGUGUGAUCAAUGCAACUUUGGUUCCUCAGAGGCACAGUGGAGCAAACUGUGCUUACCUUGUACAGUAGUUCCCUAUCUGAAACACUGCACAAAAAAGUACUCGAAGAUAUCCUCCAUGGUCAUACCUAACUGUAAUCAGAGGAGUAGACAAUUAAGCACUGUUGACAUUUUGGGAGCAUACUAUGAACACUCAUGAAAUAGCAAGCGGCUAGUCAGAAAAUACUUAUUUAGACAAAAGACCAGUGAGGUACAUCCAUCCACCAGUUUAUUUAUUAAGAAUGCCUCUGGGGCCUGAGACAUUGUCAGAAAUAUAAGUUACGUUGUAGGAUGCUACUUUGCUUUGCAGCAGGCUAGCUUCACAUUCAUUGUUUUAAAAUUAAAAUCCAGAAGAAAAAAAUAGGGAAGGAAGCUUGGUGGGCAUCAAAAGGCUCCUUGUUGUCCCUGACCAUUACGUUGGGAAUCCAGGAAUUUUAACAAUUGCCCAUGGUGUUUCUGGGGAAUUUGAUCAGUCAAGAGGCUAAGAUAAAACUAAAGCAGCCACAUCCAUACAUCUGAAUGCAUAUUGGUCCUCUACUACUUAUAGACUAAGGUUUUAAUAAUGGGAAAGGUGGAAGGAAAAAGAAGAAGGCAACCUACAGCAAGGGGAACGGAGUCAGUUAUGGUGGCAAUGGGUGCACCAUUGGAAGACUUGAAGGAUCAGGUUAGGGACAGAUUGUCAUGGAGGAAAUCUAUAUGGUUGCUAGGAGCUGACACUGAUUUGAUGGCUCAUAAUCAAAAUAGACUAAGCAGCUGUUCCCCAACCUAUGCUGGGACUCUAACUGAAAGUUCUAUUCCUAAAACACCUGCAACGUAUCAGGUUGGGGAAAACUGUACUAAGCAGUCUGUUCCAUUUUGUUUCAGGCAACGGUUCCAUUUAUGAAAUGAUGUAGGAACAAUACAGUAUAUCAACAUAUUUAUAUUUAACUGUGUGCAGUUCAGAUUGCUGCCUUCUGUAUUGGGAUUUGCUGCAUGAUGAACUUGAGACUGUAGAAAGCACUCCAUUAUGUGAAGUUUUCCCCCAAAUCCUGCUUGACAGGAAGUAUAAACGUGAACUAUUGGAUUCAGCAAAAGUGAUUCACAUGCACAGAAUAACUUGGGCCAGGAGGGGGCGAUUUGUGCUGCAUCAGGACCACAUACAUAUGCCCAAAGAGAUGGUCAGCACUGCCAGUGCUAACCAUCUGCUUGAUAGCUCCAUGAACAACAUGGAGGGUCUAAGUCUUUCAAGCAGGACUUUGUUUUUAGGUAGGAAAAGCCAACUGUGUUCUAUGUUCACUUUCCUAGGAAGGUGUCAUUCCCUUAGUUUAAACAACUGAACCAUUGCUUACACCAUCAAUUUACAGCACAAAUUUAAACAAAAAAUUUUGUCCCUUAACUGAAUCCUGUCAUUACAUCCCUCAACUUAUUGAGUGAAUCAUGUCAUUAGACAUCCCAGAGAUUGUAGUUUUGUGCUAGAUGGACAGGUUUCAUACAGUGAAUUCUUAGUAAUUUUGGCAAACCACCAUUCUCAAUAUUUCCUUGGGGAGAACCAUAACAAUUUCUUAACUUGUCCUAAGUAGGCAUAUAUUUCCACUGCAGAUGUAGUUGUCAAAGAUGAUAACAGUGGAAGCUCUGUAGAGAUUAAUUUUGUUGCCAAGCAACAAAAAAAAACACA
Candoia aspera is the source of this 10735-nucleotide messenger RNA. RefSeq names its product heart development protein with EGF like domains 1 (gene HEG1). Gene Ontology annotation, molecular function: calcium ion binding. The record is from RefSeq and is a predicted model, not a curated record. The coding region runs from base 1 to 7962 and encodes 2653 amino acids. Gene Ontology annotation, biological process: heart development. The transcript has 22 exons. NCBI's taxonomy places the organism in Eukaryota, Metazoa, Chordata, Lepidosauria, Squamata, Candoiidae.